Messenger RNA from Spodoptera littoralis (African cotton leafworm), 876 nucleotides. The record is from the annotation of a GenBank genome assembly. Lineage: Eukaryota; Metazoa; Arthropoda; Insecta; Lepidoptera; Noctuidae.
AUGACGAAAACCAAUUUAGAAGUUGGAAUGAAGUGCAUUAAAUAUAUGCUGUUGUGUAUAACGGCUAUAUUUGUGCUAACAUCAGCGCUAAUAAUCUCCGUGGGUACUACCAUCUACGCAAUCUACCACGAUGUGUCCUUCUUCCUGGAAGACAGGUUCUUCUCUCCAGCCAGCUUCGUCAUCGCCAUCGGUAUCAUCAUGCUGUUCGUCUCACUCUUCGGAUGUAUCGGCGCACUGAAGGAGAGCACCUGCUUGGUCAAUAUUUUUGCAGUCAUCCUCAGUCUGGUGUUCGUCCUGGAGAUCGCAGCAGCUAUUGCAGCGUACAGCCUCCGGUCGCAGGUGACAGGUAUGCUGGACGAGAACCUGAGGACCACACUGCCCUACUACUAUUACAACGAGGAAGUCCGAGGGUCUUACGACUUCAUUCAGAGCAGGCUGAGCUGCUGCGGAGUAGACAGCUACGCUGACUGGAGCGUAGUGACCCCUCCACCUGGAGUCUCAACCAUCUCCACCAACAACAUCACCGUCCCCAACUCCUGCUGUGCCGAGGCCCAUUUCGACAUCGUUGACGGCAUUGAAGUCGAUGUCUGCACAAAGGUCUACAGCAACGGCUGCCUUCCCAGAAUGUUCUACUUGGUAUACCAGAGCGCUGGUCUUUUGGGCGCUGGAGCCAUGACCAUAGCUUUCAUUCAGAUUAUUGGCAUUGUGUUCUCGUUCUCACUGGCCAGUUCCAUCCGUAAGGCAAAAUCCGAACGCGAACGCAGACGUUGGGAAAUUCAAGAACGUAUGAUCAACGCGUACACCUCGCUCAACCCCAGCGAUGAGAAAAAAGCACCCGUUGUCUAUGUCCCAUUCCAUGGACAAACUACCGCUUAA